Suillus subalutaceus is the source of this 2299-nucleotide messenger RNA. RefSeq lists its product as uncharacterized. Bases 204 to 2042 code for a protein of 612 amino acids. Gene Ontology annotation, molecular function: oxidoreductase activity. Lineage: Eukaryota; Fungi; Basidiomycota; Agaricomycetes; Boletales; Suillaceae. The record is from RefSeq and is a predicted model, not a curated record. The transcript is spliced from 15 exons.
CCUCAAUAUACAUCAUUAUUUAUACAUCUCUCUCGUCCAUUGCAUGAGGUUGCGGCUUGCCACGUCGCCGUCACAUCAAUCACGUUGAUGAGUGCCAAUUCUAGUUCGUGUGCACACACCUACGUAUCACUUGAAGAUUGGCUAAAUAUUGUAACCUGUCUGUUACGCUUCACACUUUCCUCUUGUCAUACACUGCAAUAACAAUGUCUCUAUCGUUCAAAGGCCAAACUGUCGUAAUCACUGGUGCAGGUGGUGGACUCGGGAAAGCAUACUCGCUGCUAUUCGCGUCGCGCGGUGCGAACGUUGUUGUAAAUGACUUCAAUGCAGAGGCUGCACAAAAAGUUGUGGAUGAAAUAAAGAAAGCUGGCGGGAGCGCCAUUGCAAACACCUCUUCUGUGACUGAUGGUGCUGCGGUGAUUCAGAGCGCUAUAAGUGCUUUUGGCGGUGUAUCAAUCCUCAUUAACAAUGCUGGUAUUCUGAGGGACAGAGGGUUUAAGAACAUGACGGAUGCCGAGUUUGACCAGGUCAUCUCUGUGCAUCUCAAGGGUGCAUUUUCGUGUACGAAAGCUGCUUGGCUGCACUUCAGGAAUCAGAAGUUCGGGCGCAUUAUUAACACCGCUAGUGCAGCUGGUAUUCACGGGAACUUUGGCCAGGCGAACUACAGUGCUGCUAAAAUGAGUUUAAUUGGAUUCACGAAGUCGUUGGCACGAGAAGGUGCGAAAUAUAACAUCAGCGCCGUCGCUAUUGCGCCUGUUGCUGCAUCAGCUAUGACUGCGACAAUCAUGUCUCCGGAGAUGCUCGCGAAUCUGAAGCCGGAAUUCGUGGCGCCUUUCGUCGCUGCUGUGUGCCAUCCUGAUGGACCGAACCCUUCUGGCAGAGUGUUUGAGAUUGGCGCUGGAUUUGUCACAGAGCUUCGAUGGGAACGCAGCAAAGGCACCGUCUGGAAGACGGACGAUACGUUUACUCCUUCAGCUGUCAAACUCAAGUGGUCAGGAGUGACCGAUUUCUCGGAAGUGAGCCACCCGGAGUCCGUGUCCGAUGUUGAUAGCACUCUCGAACUUGCUUCUGCGAUGCCUCCAAAUCCCCAGUCAGCACCACCGGUUCGCUUCGACAACAAAACUGUCAUUAUCACGGGUGCUGGUGCUGGUCUUGGACGCGCAUAUGCACUCAUGUAUGCGCGCCUUGGUGCAAAUGUGGUUGUCAACGACGUUAGUGAGAAAGGAGCGCAUGCUGUGUGCUCCGAAAUCAAGUCGGGUAGGUUGUCAUUUUCAACCGAUGUCCCCAAUUUGAUGCAGGCUUUCACAGCUGGGGGCAAAGCAGUUCCUGCAGUUUGCUCGGCAGAAGAUGGCGAGGCCAUUGUCAAGACAGCUUUGGACGCAUUUGGAGGCGUACAUGUUCUUGUAGCGAAUGCUGGUGUCCUGAGAGACCGCUCAUUCACCGCCAUGUCCGAGCAGGAGUGGGAUCUUGUCGUGGCAGUGCAUUUGCGUGGUACAUACAAGUGCGCAAAAGCUGUUUGGCCUAUUUUCCAGAAGCAGAAAUACGGUCGUAUUGUUACGACCUGCUCACAAUAUUCGUCAGCUAAGGCUGGUAUCAUGGGUUUCACCAAAACGCUUGGAUUUGAAGGCCCAAUGUCAUCGCUCCCUCCUGCGGGCACUGCCAUGACGAUGACCAUCUGGCCACAAGAAAUGGUCGAUGCAUACAAGCCCGAUUACAUUGCACCAGUCGUCGGCUACCUCACGAGCGAAGCAAACACCGAGACGACAGGACAAUUGUUUGAGAUUUCUGGUGGAUGGGCAGCGCAGACUCGGUGGCAGCGUGCUGGCGGCUACGGGUUCCCUACCAACAAAGUGCUCACACCGGAAGAUAUCAUCUCCAAAUGGGAUGUUUUCACCAACUUUGAUGAUGGUCGUGCUAUACACCCUACUACCACAGCUGAAGGUAUGCAACAAAUAAUGGGCAACUUUGAGAACAAAGCGUCGGUUGUAGAGACUGCAAAAGAUGCUGUGAGAGACGCUGGAAAGGCGUUGAAAGCUAAGUUGUAAGAGUAUCAUACACUUUUGGAACUGUAUCUACCUAUUCCUUUGUAUUAUUAUUUGUGCACAUGUCAUGCAUGUAGGGUCAUAGCAUUCGGCUUGCGGAUCACAUUUGGGGGAGAGUACAAAUGUGUUUGUGCACUCAACGCCGGACCUUCAUCAGUUACUCCUACUUAUCGUUGGUCAAUCAUUACUAGUUGAUAACUUAGUGUCGUACUUGAGCCAAAGGUAGUACUUACGUACCUGAACUUAUAUGAGCGUAGAUG